GAUCGGGUGGUCCCGGGGCUGCGGGCCACCUUCCCAGCUGUGGCACCUGAGCGCGGGCGCUGAGGAUCCUGGCUGGAGGGACCCGGUACCCAGCCCUGGAGACCCUGGAGCUGCGGCCGGGGGCGGGGCCGAGGAUCGCCGCGAGCUCCUGGGCGGGUCCCAGGGGCGGUGCUUUGCGGGCAGGUACCGCGGCUCCGCCCCCGUCCGUGGAGAUGGUCGGCCUUCGGCGGGCGUGCUAAUCACCGCGGCCCAAUGACAACAAGGCCCAACCCUUCCCGCCUAGGAUCUAGAGACGCGACCCAAGGAGAGCCGGUGGCGACUUUAUUGCUGUAGACACUGCUGCUACACCAUCAAGAGCUCUCUGACUUUACCCAGAUACCAACUUCCCACGGCUUUCCCCAGCAUCGGGCCCUCCCAGAUCGCACCUAACUGCAACUGGCGCCGGCGUUUCGAAACGUCAGAAACGUGUCAGAGGGAACCGAGGCCACCGGGGUCGUGAGGACCCAGGAUCUAGUGAACAUGGUAACCUGCGUACCAGCCUUCGAGCAGAUCGGCUGUGCCGAAAGAGAUUCACAAGUUUAUUCUGAAGAUACGGGAGGCACUGAGGCUGUGCGGGUUACAGACUCCGGGAGCCCUGAGGACUGUGGACCCCAGAAUGAGCCAGGCUACUGCAAUUCAGAGGACUCUGGGCAGCUGAUGUCCUCCUACGAGGGUAAAGCUAGGGGCUACCAGGUGCCUCCUUUUGGCUGGCGGAUCUGCUUGGCUCACGAGUUUGCAGAGAAGAGGAAACCUUUCCAUGCUAACAACAUCUCUCUCAGUAAUUUGGUAAAGCACUUCGGUAUGGGCUUGAGGUACUUGAAGUGGUGGUACCGGAAGACCCAGGUGGAAAAGAAGACCCCUUUCAUCGACAUGUUCAAUUCUUUACCCCUAAGACAGAUCUAUGGUUGUCCCUUGGGUGGCAUUGGAGGAGGCACUAUCACCCGGGGCUGGAGAGGCCAGUUCUGUCGUUGGCAGCUUAAUCCUGGAAUGUACCAGCACCGGACAGUCAUUGCAGACCAAUUUAUAGUAUGCUUGCGCCGAGAUGGGCGGACUGUGUAUCAGCAAGUUCUGUCCUUGGAGCUUCCGAAGGUCCUGCGCAGCUGGAACUGGGGCCUGUGUGGUUACUUUGCUUUCUACCACGCCCUCUAUCCCCGAGCCUGGACAGUCUAUCAGCUUCCUGGCCAGAACGUCACCCUCACCUGUCGCCAGAUCACACCUAUCUUGCCUCAUGACUACCAGGACAGCAGUCUCCCUGUGGGAGUCUUUGUGUGGGACGUAGAAAACGAAGGAGAGGAGACUCUGGACGUGUCCAUCACGUUCUCCAUGCGGAACGGACUAGGAGGGGACGAUGAUGCUGCCGGAGGCUUGUGGAAUGAGCCCUUCCGCCUGGAACAGGAUGGGACGACUGUACAGGGGCUACUGCUGCAUCAUCCAACCCCUCCGAACCCCUACACCAUGGCUGUGGCUGGACGAUGCACGGCAGAUACCACGGUAACCUACACCACAGCCUUUGACCCUGACAGCACUGGGCAGCAGGUGUGGCAGGACCUACUUCAAGAUGGACAGCUGGACUCCCCUGCUGGCCAAAGCACCCCAACACAGAAAGGAGAGGGUAUCGCUGGGGCUGUAUGCAUCUCCAGCAAGCUGCUACCACGAGGCCGGUGCUGCCUGGAGUUUUCUCUGGCUUGGGAUAUGCCUAGGAUCAUGUUUGGAGCUAAAGGCCAAGUCCACUACAGGCGGUAUACACGGUUCUUUGGUUCAGAUGGUGAUGUGGCACCUGCUCUGAGCCACUAUGCACUGUGCCAAUAUGAAGAUUGGGAGAACAGAAUCUCAGCAUGGCAGAACCCAGUACUGGAUGACAGAACCUUGCCUGCCUGGUACAAAUCUGCACUGUUCAAUGAAUUAUACUUCCUGGCCGAUGGAGGCACAGUAUGGCUGGAAGUUCCUGAAGACUCCCUACCAGAGGAGCUGGGAGGGAGUAUGUAUCAGCUUCGCCCUAUUCUGCAGGACUAUGGGCGAUUUGGCUAUCUUGAAGGCCAGGAGUACCGCAUGUACAACACAUACGAUGUCCACUUUUAUGCUUCCUUUGCCCUUGUCAUGCUGUGGCCCAAACUUGAGCUCAGUCUUCAGUAUGAUAUGGCCCUGGCAACUUUUAAGGAGGACCUGACCCGGCGACGGUACCUGAUGAGUGGAGUAGUGGCCCCUGUGAAAAGGAGGAACGUUAUCCCUCAUGAUAUUGGGGAUCCAGAUGAUGAGCCAUGGCUCCGGGUCAAUGCAUAUUUGAUUCAUGAUACUGCCGACUGGAAGGACCUGAACCUGAAGUUUGUGUUGCAAGUUUAUCGGGACUAUUACCUGACUGGUGACCAAGGCUUCCUGAAGGACAUGUGGCCUGUGUGUCUGGCUGUGAUGGAGUCCGAAAUGAAGUUUGAUAAGGACCAAGAUGGACUCAUUGAGAAUGGAGGCUAUGCAGACCAGACCUAUGAUGGAUGGGUCACCACAGGCCCCAGUGCUUACUGCGGAGGGCUGUGGCUGGCAGCGGUGGCUGUGAUGGUUCAGAUGGCUGUUCUGUGUGGGGCCCAGGAUGUCCAGGAUAAGUUUUCUUCCAUUCUCUGCCGAGGCCGAGAAGCUUAUGAGAGAUUGCUCUGGAACGGACGCUAUUACAACUAUGACAGCAGCUCCCAGCCCCAGUCCCGCAGUGUCAUGUCUGACCAGUGUGCUGGGCAGUGGUUCCUGAGGGCCUCUGGCCUGGGAGAAGGAGACACUGAAGUAUUUCCUACCCUGCAUGUGGUCCGUGCUCUCCGAACCAUCUUUGAGCUCAAUGUCCAAGCCUUUGCAGGAGGAGCCAUGGGGGCUGUGAAUGGGAUGCAGCCUCAUGGUGUCCCUGAUAGAUCCAGUGUGCAGUCUGAUGAAGUUUGGGUGGGUGUGGUCUAUGGGCUGGCAGCCACCAUGAUCCAAGAGGGCCUGACUUGGGAAGGUUUCCGGACAGCUGAAGGCUGUUACCGCACCGUAUGGGAACGCCUGGGCCUGGCUUUCCAGACCCCAGAGGCAUACUGUCAGCAGCGAGUGUUCCGCUCCCUGGCCUACAUGCGGCCACUGAGCAUCUGGGCCAUGCAGCUGGCCCUGCAACAGCAGCAGGGUAGGAAGAGCCGCAGGCCAGCAGUUACACAAGGCACAGGACUAAGCACACAGCCUGGAUGUGGACCAAAGAGGUCACUGGCAGACCUCAGUCCAGAGUGAUCCCUGUGAACUGUGGAGGCCCAGCCUCCACACUGGGCCUCCCUCCUUCCUCCCACAAGUCCUGCAGCCCUGAGCCAAUAGGACAAUCACGCCCCUCUUCCUACCCACCUGUGCCAGUAAAAAGGGGCUGAGGAACCACUUAUUUAUUUCUACCCUACCCGUUCCUUCCAUGGAUGAAGUAUUCAAGGCCAGUACAUUUCUCCAAAUCUAUUCACGGGACAACAGAUACACAUGAGUAUAAAUAAAAUACCCAUAGAACUAGUUAGUGUGGUAUCUGAGUUCCGGGCAUCCUAACAGGCACAUGAGCAAAGGCCAGCUCUCCUCUACUCCUUUUUAUUUGAAUACAGACAGGAGUCCUCAGGCUGAGGACUCCUCAUAUCCUCAAACCUAACCUGAAUACCUGCCUUGCAAGAUGACCAAAGAAGGGCUGUGUGUAGGUAGCCAUUCCCCACUUUCUGACAGAUUUGCCUGCAGGAGAAGAUUGGAGCCUGAGAAGGACAUCUCUGAAGACAGAUCAAGGAGUGGCCAGUGCAGGGACUGCUCUGCUUGAGGCAUGUGGUACAGUAUGCAGGAAAAGUUGCUGGAGACCAAGAGCAGAUGUUCUGAGCUAUCCAGCAACUGGUGUGUGCUGUCCAUGGGCAGCUCUGACGGCAGGGCAGACAGCUUCGGCUGAUGAUGGUCCUCGCUGGGGAGGGCACGAAGCUUGCGGUGCAACACUGAAGAGACAAAGACUGGUCAGGAGACCACACAGAAGAAACCCUCUACCACAGCCCACGCCUGAAGGUGUCCUUAAGCCUCUUACCAACAUAUUCAGCGGGCACACUCCCCCUUGCAUCAGAGGAGUACAUAGCAGGUACCAGAAGAAGGCAGAAAGAGAACACAAGGACCUAGAACACAGAGAAAGGAGAUGAAGGCUCUGGGUCACACACCCCGCAGGUCUAUGCCAGGGAAAGAAUCUCGUAUCACCCUCCUCACCAGAACACAAGUGCUGCCGCUGCUGGUUUUAUUGGCUAUCUCAAUCACCAUGGCCUGAAGCUUCCUCAGUUGAUCUAGAAGGGACCUAAGAGACAAGAGGAAACAGUAGAGGCCAUGCUCUGGCCGAGUACCUGAGUCACGAUGAAACCCUCCUGUCUAAGCCUCCCUCUCCAUUGAUGCUGUGGAUCCAGGCUCAACUUCCUUGCCAUUUUCCCCCAAGUGACUCUGUGCACAAAUGCCUGUGAUUCCUUAGUAAGACAAAAAUAAAUACAUAAAUAAAAAUAAAUAAAUAAAAUAAAACUUCUUUGCACUGA
Messenger RNA from Grammomys surdaster, 4565 nucleotides. It is a transcript of the gene Gba2, whose product is annotated as glucosylceramidase beta 2. The record is from RefSeq and is a predicted model, not a curated record. Lineage: Eukaryota; Metazoa; Chordata; Mammalia; Rodentia; Muridae. The transcript is spliced from 17 exons. Gene Ontology annotation, cellular component: membrane. Gene Ontology annotation, biological process: glucosylceramide catabolic process; central nervous system development; carbohydrate metabolic process. The coding region runs from base 520 to 3276 and encodes 918 amino acids. Gene Ontology annotation, molecular function: beta-glucosidase activity; glucosylceramidase activity.